Entamoeba dispar SAW760 is the source of this 2328-nucleotide messenger RNA. RefSeq lists its product as uncharacterized. The transcript has 5 exons. The record is from RefSeq and is a predicted model, not a curated record. NCBI's taxonomy places the organism in Eukaryota, Evosea, Mastigamoebida, Endamoebidae. Bases 1 to 2328 code for a protein of 775 amino acids.
AUGGAAUUAGAAAACUUAAAACAACAGUUUGAUGUAUAUCUAGAAAUUGUUGGAGAUGAAGUUGAAAAAGUUGGAGAAAAUGAAUGGCAAACUACUAUUGAAGAUGAACAUCAUUCAAAUAUUAGUAUAAUUCUUACAUUUAAAUUUAAUGAAAAUAAAUUACCAUAUUUUACAAGUUCAAUAGAAUUACCACCAUUUUCUGAUUUUAUUAAUUUUGAUGAAUUUAAAAUGAAAAAUAAUGAAAUGAUUUCAAAUUUCUUAGUUGAUGAAGAAUCACCAUUUUUUAAUUUAUAUACUACACUUAAAACAUUAAUAGAAGAAUGGAAUGAUAAACAAGGAGAAAGUAGUUCAUCAUUAUUUGAACGAUUAGAACGAUUUGAUGAAAUACCAAUUCAAGAUUCAACAAAUGAAAGUAAAAAUACAACAAAUUAUAGUCAAUCAGUAACUAUAUGGAAAGAUUUUCAUUAUGAUACAUUAAGAAUAUCAACAACAAAAAAUAAAUUGGAAGUUAUUGAAAAGAUUCUUGAUAUUCUUAAAACACCUGAUUAUAAAUAUAUUGAAAAAUAUACUAUUAUACGUUAUUAUAAUGAUGAAAUAUGGUUAAUGAAACCAUGUACAGGAAGUGUUUUAUUUGAUAUAAUAUUUAAUAUUGAUAAUAUAUCACAACCAUUAUCUCAAUUAAUGAAAGCAUUCCAAUAUCUUUAUUCUCAUGGAUUAUUUCAUGGAAAUGUAACUAAAGAAAGUAUUGUUUAUACACCAUCAUCAAAUGUUAAUGUUGCAGAUUGGGUUAUAAUAUAUUUAUUAGAAGGUAAUUUAUAUCCAGAUUCUCCUCUUUUAAGAGGAAAUAUUCUCAAAAAAGAUUUAGAAGCAAUUGCUUUAUUAAUUGAAGAAACAAUUGGUGGAAUGAAUUUAAGUGUUCAAUUAACUGGAUUUAUUCAAGCAUUAAGAAAUCAUAAUUCAAUUGAUCUAACAACGUUAAUUAAAUUAGCACAACAAAUACCAUCAAUAACAUCUAAUUCAUCUAUGUUUGAAUUAGGAGGAGAAUAUGAAGAAGCAUCAACAAUAUCAGAAAUGAUUGGAUUUCAAGCAUAUUAUAGAAAUAGAGAUAAUCAAUUUUAUUGUUUUCAAGAUAUUGAUUUAACAAGAUUACCUGUUCAUAUUAUUCCUGAAGUAAAAACAAGAUUAUAUAAAUUUUGUCAAACUCAUAAUAAAUAUUUUCAAUAUUACUUUUUUUCUCAACCAAUUUUAAUGGUUAGAAUGUCAAUUACUGAAGUUCCUUUAAAUUGGUAUUUACAACAAAAGAAAUUAUUACAAAAUAAAGAAUUAACAAGAAAAUGGUUUAUAAGAAUAACUAGUAGUAUUUAUUCAUUACAUCAAGAAUCAAUUGGUCAUGGAUCAUUAUCAUUAAAACAUAUUUUUAUUAAAGAUGAUGAAAUAAAAUUAGCAUUUUUUGAUUUAAUUACACCAAUAUCAACAGUAAUAGCAAAAGAUUUAAUUUCAUUAAAAAAAUUAUGGAUUAUUUUAGGAUGGUAUUAUUUCUAUGAAAAUAUUAAAGAAAGUGAAUUAGAGAAAUCAUCAUUUUUAACUAAAUUACAAAUUAUCUUUCCUGAAACAAUUAAUAUUCAAAAAGCAAAAAGUGUAGAAGAAAUAAUGUCUAUAAUUCAAUCAUUUGAUCCAAAAACGAAACAACUUUUUCAAAAACAUCAAGAAUCAAUAAGAAAAAUAGAUGAAACAAAUUAUGGAUUUGUAUGUGAUUUAGUUGUUUAUUCAAUCCAACCAACAUCACAACAUGAAUAUACUUCUCAAAUAAUGAUAAUUUCAAGUAUAAAAAGUGUAGAACCAUUAAAAUUAGCACGUAAUUUAAGAAGUGAAGGAUUUAUAAUUCAAACAUUAUUUAAAGAAGAUAUUAAAAUGGAAGAGGCAAAAAAAAUAAUAAAAGAUUAUAAUUGUGAUAGGUUGAUUCUUUUUGAUGGAGGAUUUAAAAUUAUCAAUGAGGAUGAAAUAAUUGAAAUAAAAAAUAUUAAUGAAGUUGUUUUAGAAAUUAAAUCUGGAAAUCCAAUUAAUUUUGAAUACACAACACUAAACAAAGUAGAUAUUGGAAGUAUUAUGUAUAAUGAAACAUCAAUUAAAGAUAUGCAUCCAGAAAUUAUCAAAGCUAUGAUUAUAUCUUUUGAAAAUGAAGAUAUUUUUAUUAAAAAAUAUCCAACAAUCAAAAAAUCUUUUGAAACAAACCAAAAUACAAAAGAAUCACCACAAGUAAUGAUCAUUCUUAAACAAUAUGAUGAGGAAUAUGUUGAAUUUAUUGGAAAGAAGAAGAAAAAGAAAUAA